UGUUUUCGAUUAUAGCAAAAAAGACUACAAUGUUUAUCAAUGGCUUCGUUCUAAAAAUUUUCCAUAUUAAACUUUUUUUUAAUUACUCUUAUUAUUUGAUAUUUGAAUUAAUUUCACAUUUUCAAAUAUACAUUUGCUAAUUUUUUCUCUCUUUUUCUCGGAGGUCAGCCGUUCGCCCGCCAGCUACCGCGCACGCCAGGCGCCGACCCUAGCCAACAGCCGUCAACCGCUACUCCUUGUCCUCGGCCACUGAUCUUCGCACGGUACCGUUUUCGCCGCCGCCAGUAAAGCCCCUCUUUUAUUCGUCUCCCUCAUAGUUACCAUUCGUUCAGCGCCUGCCAGAGGUUACAUUUGAAAUUUUGAGAUGAUCGAGCCGCUGUCCAGCAAGGGAAACGGGAAUUUGGACGUUUUCGGUAGGUUCUGAAACCCGUUGGAUUGGUUUAAUGAAACCCUUUCGGUAGGUUUUAGUUUGGAAUGACAAUUGACACAUGACACAGUAUAGCUUGGAAUGAUAGUUUUGGCCUGGAAUGGCUAUUGACACAGUUUUGGUUGCGGUUGGCCUACUUGUGUUGGGUACCACUAGUUUUAAUGAUUUUCAAACUCAUGAUUGUAUGUAAUUGCAUUGCCUGAAUGAACCUAGUAGUGGGGUUUUUAGUUGGUAUUUUAAAUACUCAUUCUUUUCAUAUUAUGUUUUUCUACUCAAAUUUUGUUUUAAGUGAUUCAAUGUUUUGACGCAAGGCAUUGAGAUAGAUAACAAAUUAAUGAAAUAUUUUCAGGGGAUCUUGAACAAAAGUUCUCGUCGCCUUUCAUCAAAUUGUCUUGACAACGUUUUGUUUAUUUAGAAAGUUUUAUUUUAUGUCAAAUUUGUCGACUUGUUAUUGUUUUGAGAUUGCAUACAUGUAGUAAUGACUCUUUAUCUCUUUUAGAAAUCUCAGAAAAUCGGGUCCUUACACAAAGUCAGUCCAAUAAAUUUUGAACGGGGUUUGAUUAGAAACAAACUGGGAUGAGUGUUGACAAACUAGCAUCCUCCCCUCAUUUCCACCCAAUUCCAUUGAUAGUAAGAAACUCUCUUCAAUGGAUAAGCAACUCCACCUUACAAUCAAACCCACCUUUCACACCAAAAGGACCAUCCUUUUGGGCCACAAAUCUCAUCAAAUCAUACUUCGACAAAGGCCUAACCAGAGAAGCUUGUAACCUGUUUAAUGAAAUUCCUGAAAGGGAUGUGGUCACUUGGACUGCUAUGAUUGUUGGCUUUACUUCCUGCAAUCACUACCCUCAAGCAUGGACUAUGUUCUCUGAGAUGUUGAGGAGUGAAGUUCAACCAAAUGCCUUCACUAUGUCUAGUGUUCUCAAGGCUUGCAAAGGCAUGAAGGCUCUUUCAUGUGGGGCUUUGGCUCAUAGUCUAGCAACCAAGCUCGGUAUUGACAGGUCGGUGUACGUCCAGAAUGCUCUCUUGGACAUGUAUGCUGCUUCUUGUGCUACCAUGGAUGAUGCAUUGAGUGUGUUUAAUGAUAUACCACUGAAGACUGCUGUGUCAUGGACUACUUUGAUUGCAGGGUUGACUCACAGAGGUGAUGGCUACAGUGGGCUUCUAGCUUUCAGGAAAAUGUUACUGGAAGAUGUUGGACCAAACUCAUUUAGCUUUUCCAUUGCGGCUAGAGCUUGUGCUUCAAUCAGCUCGUAUUCAUGUGGAAAGCAAAUACAUGCAGCAGUCACCAAAUAUGGUCUACACUGUGAUGCUCCAGUAAUGAAUUCAAUACUCGACAUGUAUUGCAGGUGCAACUAUUUAUGUGAUGCAAAAAGAUGCUUUGAUGAAUUGACUGAAAAGAACUUAAUUACAUGGAACACCUUGAUAGCGGGAUAUGAAAGGUCAGAUUCCAGUGAGUCUCUGAGUUUAUUUUUCCAAAUGGGGUCUGAAGGCUAUAAGCCGAAUUGCUUUACAUUCACAAGUAUUACAGCUGCUUGUGCCAAUUUAGCAGUCUUAAGCUGUGGACAACAAGUUCAUGGUGGAAUUGUUCGUAGAGGAUUUGACAAGAAUGUGGCAUUGAUCAAUUCCCUUAUUGACAUGUACGCAAAGUGUGGAAGCAUAAAUGAUUCACACAAACUUUUCUGUGAUAUGCCUGGAAGAGAUUUGGUGUCCUGGACUACUAUGAUGAUUGGCUAUGGCACACAUGGAUAUGGGAAAGAGGCUGUGAAGUUGUUCGAUGAAAUGGUUCAAAGUGGAAUUCAGCCUGAUCGGAUAGUGUUCAUGGGAGUCCUAAGUGGUUGCAGCCAUGCUGGACUUGUGGACAGAGGACUAAAAUAUUUUAGAUCUAUGCUGGAGGACUACAAUAUAAACCCAGAUCAAGAAAUCUACAGGUGUGUGGUGGACUUGCUUGGCCGUGCUGGGAGAGUUGAGGAGGCUUUUCAACUUGUCGAGAAUAUGCCAUUUGAACCUGAUGAGUCUGUAUGGGGUGCUCUCCUUGGAGCUUGUAAAGCGUGUAAACUUUCCAAUCUAGGGAAUUUGGCAGCUCAAAGAGUAUUGGGUACAAGGCCAAACAUGGCGGGGACCUAUCUGCUGUUGUCCAAUAUAUAUGCAGCUGAAGGUAAAUGGGGCGAGUUCGCCAAAAUGAGGAAGCUGAUGAAAGGGAUGGACAAAAAGAAAGAAGUGGGUAAGAGUUGGAUUGAAAUCAGAAAUGAAGUCUAUAGUUUUGUGGUUGGAGCUAAGAUGGGCCCUCACAUAGAGUGGGUGCACAAAGUUAUCGAUGUACUUAUUUGGCAUAUGAAAGAUGAUGGGGAUGUGGCAGAUUUAAAUUACAUAGUAGAUUAUCUAGAAGGGACUUAAUCUAGAACAUGAUAACCCGGAAGACCUCAUGAAGCAAUAUGAAGUUUGGAAUAUCAUAUGCUUCCUUUUUCAAAAAACAUCGUUGUCAACAUGAUUGAAACAAGAAGACGAAAAUGAUAUUUGCAAAGGAGCUGAAUACCAAGACAUUGGUUUCGACCACUCCCUCUUGAAGAUGAGAUUUGGGAGCAUCCUCAAUCCUAGCAAAAUGGAACCAUCCAACCAUCGGCAAAUUCAUCGUUGAUCAUUGAUGUCCAGGCAUAGUAACCGAGCAAAAAAGACAACUAGUCACAACAUGAUGUGCAAUCUAAAUGAUGUAACAUAUAAAAAACUAGAGAGGUUACUUUUUAUUUUUUAUUUUUCAAAACUUUUUACUGUUAUGUAAUUAUGUAAUUUGCAGUGUUGAAGUGAUUAGAGAGUCACAUUAGGAGAUAUACAACAAUUGGAGGUAGAAGGUGUGAGCCACUAACUUCCUCGGAGAUAUAUAUGUUUACACUCUUAUUUUGAUAUACAUGCACUUCCAUCCAUCGUUUACAUA
This is a messenger RNA of Cucumis melo (muskmelon), 3359 nucleotides long. Its product is annotated as putative pentatricopeptide repeat-containing protein At1g56570. Bases 1004 to 2824 code for a protein of 606 amino acids. The transcript is spliced from 5 exons. NCBI's taxonomy places the organism in Eukaryota, Viridiplantae, Streptophyta, Magnoliopsida, Cucurbitales, Cucurbitaceae. Gene Ontology annotation, molecular function: protein binding; RNA binding. The record is from RefSeq and is a predicted model, not a curated record. Gene Ontology annotation, biological process: RNA modification.